Molecule: messenger RNA, 798 nt
Organism: Miscanthus lutarioriparius
Lineage: Eukaryota; Viridiplantae; Streptophyta; Magnoliopsida; Poales; Poaceae
Source: the annotation of a GenBank genome assembly
AUGGUGAAGGCACCCAAAAACUUCUUGAAAGAACUUGACAAACUGCGUAGAAGAUUCUUGUGGGCUGGCGACAAGGAGCUUACUGGAGGGAAAUGCAAGGUUGCAUGGAUCAAAGUAUGCACGCCAACAGUCAACGGUGGCCUAGGCAUCAUCGAACUUGAAAAGUCCAGUCGUGCACUGCGACUUCGGUGGCUCUGGUUUUCAUGGGACGACACAGACAGACUCUGGAAAGGAAUGGAGCUACCGGUUGACAAUAAUGACAUUGCACUCUUCAAUGCUGCUACAAGUGUAGUCUUAGGAAAUGGGAACAAGGCUAGGUUCUGGUCCUCUCGCUGGCUAGAUGGUCAAGCACCUGCAACCUUAUACCCAGCCUUGUUCAAACAUAGCAAGAGGAAGAACAGAACAGUUAGUGGUGCCCUGGCUGACAAUAAGUGGAUCAGAGACGUCGAUUAUAGCAUGACGGAGCAGGUGGUUGAGGAAUUUAUAUCAUUGUGGACUUGCUUACAGGAAAUCACUGUCCAGCCAACACAUGAGGAUAAGAUCACCUGGCUCCACACAGCUGAUGGCCAAUACACGGCAAGAUCGGCAUAUAAAAUACAAUUCCUUGGAAUGGCCUCAUCAAUGACAGCUGAAAUCACAUGGAAAACAAAAGGGCCGCCAAAAUGCCGCUUCUUCACUUGGUUGAUGCUGCAGAACCGCAUUUGGACAGCUGCAAGGCUAAUGCUUAGGCAAUGGCCAAAUGACUACUUCUGUCAACUCUGUGUAAGGAACCUGGAAACGGUCUCACAUCUUUUUUAG